ACGAGCGAUAUUCUAACUCUAUAAGACAGCACAAAAAACAUUCAUUUUUACCUCUUUGAGGCGCUCAGUUUAACUCGAUCUCUGUAGAUCUCUUUAAUGAUAUUUAUUCUAACUUCUGGUAAAGUUUCAAUAAGUUUGGUUCUGAUAGAAUGGUGUUAUGAAUGUUCUUGACGACGGGAUGUGCUCGACAUGGAACCACCGUAGCUACUGUCAACAUAAAACAAGAUGAAUUUUCUCUUCGUCGAGUUGGGCAAGAAAUACGGCCAAAAAACUUUCCAGUUUAACAAAUAAUGAAAGGUCAAGUGCGUCCCUUCUAGUCUUAACUACAAGAUUGUAAAAUAAACAACAAAAUGGCUGAAGCAGUUAAAGUCAUCGUUCGUUCCCGACCUCUCAACCAACGAGAGAAAGAUCUCAAAUGUGAGGUUGUCCUAGAAAUGGACAGCAACUCUGGCCUUUGUUCCUUGCACAAGCCAGGGGAGAAAAACCAGCCUCCAAAGAACUUCACUUUUGAYGGAGCCUAUUACAUAGAUUCAACUACUGAGAGUAUAUACAAUGAUAUAUGCUUUCCGUUAGUCGAAGGAGUUCUAGAGGGGUAUAAUGGGACUGUCUUUGCCUAUGGACAAACCGGUUGUGGUAAGUCCUUCAGUAUGCAAGGAAUAACAGACCCCCCAACCCAAAGAGGGAUAAUCCCAAGAGCGUUUGAGCAUAUUUUUGAGACUAUCGAAGUAGCAGAUAACUCCAAAUUUUUAGUUCAUGCAUCUUACUUGGAAAUUUACAAUGAAGAAAUCAGAGACUUGCUCGGGAAGGACCACAAAGCUAAACUAGAAUUAAAAGAACACCCAGAUAAGGGAGUCUACGCUAAAGACCUCUCGCUUCACCCAGUGAAUAACAGUACCGAACUGGAACAUGUAAUGGACCUUGGUAGCAAGAACCGUUCAGUUGGUGCAACAUUAAUGAAUGCCGACUCCUCUCGCUCGCAUUCUAUUUUUAGUAUUUUAAUUGAGAUAUUAGAUACUGCUGCUGAUGGUGGUGAGCACAUUCGUGCGGGAAAGCUUAACCUUGUAGAUUUAGCAGGAAGCGAGAGGCAGUCUAAGACAGGAGCUACUGGAGAUAGGUUAAAAGAAGCAACCAAGAUUAAUCUCUCUCUUUCUGCACUUGGUAAUGUUAUCUCGGCUUUGGUGGAUGGAAAAGCAAAACAUAUUCCUUAUCGAGACUCAAAACUUACCCGUCUUCUUCAGGAUUCUCUGGGUGGUAAUACCAAGACAUUAAUGGUAGCUUGCUUAAGUCCAGCAGACAAUAACUACGACGAGACACUCAGUACCUUGCGCUAUGCAAACAGAGCCAAGAACAUCAAGAACAAACCACAUAUCAAUGAAGAUCCAAAGGAUGCUCUGCUGCGAGAGUAUAAAGAAGAGAUAGAGAAACUGAAGAGGAUGUUGAUGGGACAGAUGGACAUACCCACUGGUUUACUGGACGGUACGCCAUCUACAACCUCAGUCCCUCCAAAACCAACAGCUCGCCGACUUUCUCACGAACAUGUGAUGGCCGUCGCAGUUGAAACUGAACAACUCCGACAGGAAUACGAAGCAAGAAUCCUUGACAUGAAGACCAUGUAUGAAGCAGAGCAAAUGUCAAAGCAAAAACUGCAAGCUGAAAUGGAUAAGUUGAAGGAAGAUUAUAACAAGAAGGUUCAUGAUAUUGAGGAACAUUAUGCCGAGGAGGAAGGCAUUUCUGAUGGCCAGGCGUAUAAAUCAAAUGGUCUGACGUCAGUGACACCAGAUAUGGAUAACACAAUGAGUCUUAUUACAUUAGAUGAGGCUCGUCGUGCUUCCGAAUCGCACACUUCUCUGCCCCACGAACCUUCCCAAGCAUCUGUAGUUCAUCUUUAUCAAGCAAAGUUUCCCAAAAGCAUUGAAAAUGUUCCCGUUGCCAUCGCAGACCAACGUGGUGCCCAGCAAGAAGCUCUCAAGCGUCUACAAGAACUACAAGAGAAGAUGGUUGGCGGAGAAAAGAAGGGAGACCAGAAGCUUAAAGAGAAGAGAAAAGAAAGAAAAGCGUACGCGAAAUCUAAGAAAGAAAAGCUGUUUCUGGCAGCAAAAAAGAUGGACGACGAAGGAAUCUCAACCAUGGUCAAAGUAUACGACUCGCUUCAAGACGAAAUUAAAUUUAAAACGAAGAAGAUAGAUCGUUUGGAAAAAGAAGUUACGAGUUUGAACACAGAGAUUGAUGACUUACAGAUAGAGUUUGAACGAGAUAGGGAGGAUUACCUGGACACGAUUCGUAAACAGGAGCAAAUGGUGAAGUUACAACAGCAGAUUUUAGAUAAGAUUCAGCCCUGCAUCAGACGGGAUUGUAAUUAUUACAACAUCGAUAGGAUAAAGACAGAAUGUGUUUGGGAUGAAGAGAAUGCAAAGUGGAAUCUACCAGAUCUUGUGAUUACCAAGACAACGCUCCCCACCCCGGGAGGGGUGAUGCCAGGUGCUUCCCCCCAAACAAGGCGAAAGUCGCCUAUCAGUAGAGCUCAAGUAACUAAUCAGGGGCAGCUUGCGAAUGGAUAUGGUGGUGGUGGCUACCAUGACGAAAACGAGGACAGAUUUCGACACCAUUUGGAGAGAAGUACGCACACAGAACUCGCUGCAAAUUACUUUAAACCAAAAAGAGCUGAAAAACUUCUGACUCAGAAUACGCGCUACGAAGCAAUAGAUCGGAGAGAGACUACCUCUCCCGUGGGCUCUCGUCAGGGGAACAGUUUUGGCUCCACAAUACCUCCCCCUAGGGCGUUCGGUAGUAACCAUAGUAACCUUCCCCCUCAAGAAGCGCAUGCCCCAAGACCGCUGCGUUUGGAAUCGUUGAAUGUAACGACAGAGAAAGAGAGAAAGAAGAAGAAGAAAAGACAACAGCACAUAGAACAAGCACAAGAAAGGAGAAGAGAAGAUUCUUGGUAGCCAAGAAAUGUCGCAAUCUCUCUGGAAUCCUUGCUUUAGUGAAUUGAAAAUUGUAAUAUAAUAGUGUGAAAUUAAUAUAUAAUUGCACGUGUAGCACGUGAUAGGUCGAGCAACCAAUCAUGUCACUGGCUGCUUUGCAUUGCUGGGCUUCCUUUGCCAAUGUGGAAUGUGUGGUCUUGGAAAGAUCGACCAGAAUCUAAUAUUGAAAUUAAUUUAUUGAAUUGUACUAAAUUGACUUGCCUCAUGGUUCGGGCCUGCGUAGUUUUUGGUCAGUGGCAUGGAGCGGAGAGAUCUGGGGCGAAUCCAAUCCUUCUUUACACCAGAUUGAAUAUAUCGUCAAUGGGAAGAAAAUCACUUCAAACCAGUAAAACCUGUUUCGAGUUUUGUUGGCCACCUGUUUGCUGGAGAGGAGGUUGAGUUGUGGUGCUGACCUAAACGAACGGAGGCUCGCUCAGGCUCGAGAAUUACUAGAUAGAAAACCAAUUGAUUCAUAUGAACAAACGCGCAUGUCUCACUUGCGUGUUUCUGCUGUACAUGAUGUUUGUAGCGUGAAUUAUAAGAAGAAAAGAAUAAAGAAAGCUUCUCUUUGA
Actinia tenebrosa (Australian red waratah sea anemone) is the source of this 3535-nucleotide messenger RNA. Its product is annotated as osmotic avoidance abnormal protein 3. The record is from RefSeq and is a predicted model, not a curated record. Gene Ontology annotation, molecular function: ATP binding; microtubule motor activity; microtubule binding. Gene Ontology annotation, biological process: microtubule-based movement. NCBI's taxonomy places the organism in Eukaryota, Metazoa, Cnidaria, Anthozoa, Actiniaria, Actiniidae.